Molecule: messenger RNA, 2404 nt
Organism: Ostrinia furnacalis (Asian corn borer)
Lineage: Eukaryota; Metazoa; Arthropoda; Insecta; Lepidoptera; Crambidae
Gene: carmine
Product: AP-3 complex subunit carmine
Exons: 11
Coding region: 105-1355 (416 amino acids)
Biological process (GO): intracellular protein transport; vesicle-mediated transport
Cellular component (GO): clathrin adaptor complex
Source: RefSeq, a predicted model, not a curated record
GUCAAAAUUGUGUAUCAAAUCUGGAUCAGCUGUAAAUUGGUGUUAACUUGAAAUAACUUAAAAUAUCAUUAUAUUUUAUAACCUCGGACAGGUACCUUGAAGAAAUGAUCCACAGCUUAUUUAUAAUAAAUCCUGCUGGUGAUGUGUUUUUGGAGAAGCACUGGCGUAGUGUAAUUCCAAGAUCUGUCUGUGAUUAUUACUUGGAAGCACAACGGGCAUCUCCUAAUGAUGUGCCUCCUGUGCUGGCUGCGCCACAUCAUUACUUGAUAUCCAUCCAGAGGGGAGGUGUGGCCCUCGUGGCCGUAUGCAAGCAAGAGGUGGCACCUCUAUUUGUUAUUGAAUUUUUGCAUAGGGUUGUUGAUACAUUCAAGGACUAUUUCUCAGAUUGUACAGAAACCAUUAUAAAAGAAAACUAUGUUGUAGUAUAUGAGUUGCUAGAUGAAAUGUUAGAUAAUGGUUUUCCACUGGCAACAGAGAGUAAUAUUCUGAAAGAGUUGAUAAAACCACCUAAUAUUUUGAGGACCAUUGCAAACACAGUUACUGGCAAAUCCAAUGUGUCUUCAAUAUUACCAAUUGGCCAGCUGUCCAAUGUGCCUUGGAGGAGAUCCGGUGUGAAGUAUGCUAACAACGAAGCAUACUUUGAUGUAGUAGAGGAGGUAGAUGCGAUCAUAGACAAAAGUGGCGCAACUGUUUCUGCUGAGAUACAGGGAUAUAUUGACUGCUGCAUUAAAUUGAGUGGAAUGCCUGAUCUGACUCUAACUUUCGUAAAUCCACGAUUAUUUGAUGAUGUUUCAUUCCAUCCAUGUGUAAGAUUCAAACGCUGGGAGUCUGAGAGGAUAUUGUCGUUCAUACCGCCCGACGGUAACUUCCGACUAAUGUCGUACCACAUCGGCUCCCAGAGCGUGGUAGCGAUCCCCAUCUACGUCCGGCACAACCUCUCGCUCAGGUCGAACGGCGACCAGGGCCGGCUAGACUUGACCGUGGGACCUAAACAGACUAUGGGCCGGACAUUAGAAAAUGUAGCGUUAGAAAUAUGUAUGCCAAAAUGUGUUCUAAACUGCUCUCUGACUGCAAAUCAAGGCAAAUAUUCGUAUGACCCCGUGAGCAAGGUUCUGCUCUGGGAUAUCGGGCGAAUCGAAUUGCCAAAGCUGCCAAACAUUAGAGGAAACGUUUCCGUAGCGUCCGGCGCUGACACGAGUGGCGCGAACCCGAGUAUCAAUGUCCACUUCACGAUUCCGCAACUGGCUGUCAGCGGGCUGCGCGUGAGUCGCCUGGACAUGUACGGAGCCAAGUACAAGCCCUUCAAGGGGGUGAAAUACAUCACUAAAGCGGGCAAGUUCCAUGUGAGGAUGUGAUGGGAGGCGCGCCACCCUAUAUGGGACUGUCCUGAUCUAUAACGAUGAAAUCAGAACAAAGCGUGAUACGGCCAAAGACUUCUAUGUUCUACUAGAUAGGACGUACUGAACUGAAAUAUCUCACUUUGUGACACUUAUCAACAACUAAUUUAGUCGAUUGCGAGCGAGAGAAUCGGAUGCUGCGAGACUUGCAAAAGUGGUGGUUGAUAAACUAACACUCAUAUCGUUUAACGAGAUCGAUAAAAAACGUAACCAGCGCAUACUGGUGAUACUUAUUUUAUUAUGAACUGCUUGUCUAGUAGUAAGCUUAAAGCUAGAAGUUUUUGGGUGCAGCAAAGACUUUGAUUUUAAUAUUGAGGUAGUGAAUAUGAUAUGUGUUUACUGAUGUCGCAAAUUCGUGUCGUGAUGGAAUAUUUUGAUGUUGUUUGGAUGUCUAAGUAUCGUUUGCGAAUUGCGAUUAUGAUAUUUCUUAAGAUCUUUGAAGUUUUAUCUCAUAAGAUGAUGAAUCUUCUAGCUGUCUGAAAAAAAACACUUGUAACCAAUUCCGGUAUAGGACUGUAUUCAUACAGUCUGUGGUAUUUUAAAUCACUAAUGAAGAGACAGUUCAUAAUGCUGUUAAUCCAUAGUUUUUGUAUGGUGUCAAGCACCGUACAAGGCGAAUAAUGAAAAUUCAAAGUCCUGGAUGGCGACUGCAAUCGGAAAAAUGUAUUUUAUAGAAUCAAUUACAUAAAUUUUCUCGUAUAAUUUAUUAAAUAAUAAAUCUCUCCGUGAUCUCGGACCCUAUAUUUUUAGCAAACGUAAUCUAUUUUCCUGUAUGUUAAGUUUGUUAAUAUGUCAAUUCCAUAAUAUAAUUGUUAGCUGUUUCGCUUUAAUACAUUAUUAAUGUCACAUGAUAACUUAUGACGAGUGUAGGAUAUAAAAAUUAUAAUAUACUUAGGUAGGUAAUUAUUAAGCGUAGUUAUGAGGAAAACCAUAAUGACGAAUAAUUUACUCGUGCAUAAAAGUUUAAUUAAGCCUGUAAUUGCACACAAGUUUUCUGGCUAGGAAGU